GUUGUUUUUGCCUCUACGGAAACUGGAUAAUCAAGGAAGACUGAUUAUCAUCGUACGCAGUACUCGACAUGAUCCGAGAAUACACAAAGUGCCGGACAUAGUUAAGAUCAGUAUCAUGUUGAUAGAGCUGGCGAUGAAAAAUAACGUCACAGCAUCUGUGUACGGUUGCGCAAUGUUUUACGAUGUGAUCGAUCCAACUCUACGUCACAUUUUCCAAUUUCGACCUUACAUAUUAAUGAAUAUGAUUCAUACGUGGCAAAGCUGCUAUCCUAUAAGAAUUCGAUCGAUGAAUAUGAUCAACGCGCCAGCAUUUGUCGAUGUUACUGUCAAAAUUAUAAAAUCUUUCAUGACGGAGAAGAUGAAGAGUAGAUUUCACAUUUACUCACACAUGUCGCUGAGUUGUUUUAAGGAUAUUCCAGCUAAUAUCUUGCCAAUCGAAUAUGGUGGCACUGAUGGUACAAUUCAGGAAUUAACAGGUAAUUGCGAUCAAUUAAAAUUCUGA
Messenger RNA from Wasmannia auropunctata (little fire ant), 502 nucleotides. Its product is annotated as alpha-tocopherol transfer protein-like. Gene Ontology annotation, molecular function: phosphatidylinositol bisphosphate binding. Gene Ontology annotation, cellular component: membrane. The transcript is spliced from 2 exons. Lineage: Eukaryota; Metazoa; Arthropoda; Insecta; Hymenoptera; Formicidae. The record is from RefSeq and is a predicted model, not a curated record. The annotation marks the transcript as partial.